AUGAUAUACCUGCCGCCGCCGUCGCCAGAGGCUGCGGCGCUGGAGGAGCAGAUGAUGGCGUUCUCUCGCCAUGUCAACUCGUUCCUGGAGCAGGUGAUGCACAGACCCGCGUCCCAGGAGCAGUGGUCGCUGUGGGCAAGCGAGGCCUUCGCGUGGCUCCGGCGGCUUGUGCAGGGGGUCGCCUUCUUCAACGCCGACGACGACGCCCUCAACUUCGAGGUCACAUUCAUGCUCGAGAGGGUCUGGCCGCUGCUCGCCCGCCUGGCGCUUGUCCACGAGGCCGACCGCCUCGAGGCCGCUGGGGUCGCCGACGGCGAGCGGCCCCGGGAGGCCCCGCGGCACCCCGCCGGGUCCCGGCCGCCGCCGCACGAGCUGCCCUCCCUGUGCGAGGGGCCCCCGCCGUCGUCCGCGCGGGCCGGGGAGGGCGUGCCGGCGGAGGCGAGCGGCGACGCCCGACGGGCCGUCUCGGUGCUGGGGGCCUUCGUCCGCGACCUCGGCACGGCCGACGGCUCGGGGGAGGGGGUCGGGCGCUACGAGCUGCUGCUGCACGCGCUGGCGGAGCGGAGCCUCGCGGAGUAUCUACAACUGCGCCGGCAGCACUGGACCUGGGAGGGCUCGCAGCACGCCGGCGCGGAGAACUGGAUGUGCCUGACGUCCGCCGAGUCGCACUGGUGGGACGCGUCGUGCGCGUUCUCGGACGGCCAGGGGACGGUGGAGGUCGAGGGCUUCCUGUUCUCGAUGAGCUCGUACUCGCUGCGAGUCCGGUGCUUGGUUCCAAGCCGCUUCGCCUUCGCCAGCAAGCUCGAGGUGUCCCUUGCUCUGCGCGAGGCGAAGACCGGUUUCACGGCACGGCUGCUGGUCCCGCUGUGCCGGCGCACGGGUCGACCUCUUCGUAAUGUCACAGUUUGCACGAAGCCGCUUUUCAAGAGCGGUGAGUUGUUGGAAAAAGAUCCAGACUUGAUUGACAACUGGAUAGAGUAUCACAGGCUUUUGGGCGUCGACCAUUUCCAGAUAUACGACACAGACGGAAGUUUCUCCCACUCCUUUCCAAAUGCGGUGCAGGGCUCAGUCACGUAUGUGGGUCAGUUUCCUGCUCUUAUCUCAGAAAAAUUCGCAACGUUGGAGAAAGAAGGCUUCCACAGUUGUCUCAUCUCGCAAUCCUACGACCAUUGUUUCUUUGAGAAUGCGCAAACUUCUCGCUGGGUGUUGCAUUUGCACGCCCCAGAUAGCUAUGUCCACACGACGCAGCCUGAGAUGCGGAUACCUACUGGUCUUCCAGAGUGGUUGGGGAGGCAGGAGUCUGAUGUUUUCCAUGGCCGUCUUUGCGCUGUCUCGCUUCGGGCCAUGUGGAUCGGUGGGCAGAACGCAACCUCCAACUCCGACCGACCCGUUUUCGCGCGAUACCAGUAUCGUUUGCCAGACGCCCUGGAGGCGUGGAACCGGAGCGAGACGAUAAUGAGGACGUCCCACACCGUUUACCUUGGAGGCCACAAGCCGCUGUGCAACCACCGCACCUACACGCUCGCGGCCCCCUCCGAUAGUUGGCGCAUGAACCACUUCGUAGAUAUGGAUCGGACCCGCUGCGAGGGCUGCGUCGUCUUCGACCCGAGCUCCGGCUGGGCCGCCGGGCUGCUGGGCGCGGCGGCCGCGGAGGAGUUCGUGCGCCUCGCGACGCGGCCGACGGGCUCCAGCCUGCUGCCGCCCGUAUCCGCGGCGGAGAUCGUCAGGCCCUGGCUCGCGGAGCGGGGGCGCACCCCCUUCCCGGGGAAAAGCGGUCGGGACCUCGAGGAGCAGCCCCGCCGGCGGGCGGUGCCGCUCCGCCGGGUGCCCGCCAGCGGGCGCGCCCCCGGCCCCGCGCUGCAGCGCUUCGACGGGGUGCUGGAGCCCGGGGCGGCCGAGAGGCUGCACGGCGCCGUGCGCGCCGGCCGGUUCCUGUCCGGCUCGCAUCUCUUCGAGGCGUCGCUCGACGAGCUCGACCGCGGGCGCGCCCACGGCGGCCCGGAGGCCGAGGAGGCCGCGGGGCCGCUGCUCGAGGCGGCCGCGCAGCGGCUGCCUGGCCCGGGGGCCCGCGGCCGCGCGCGGGCGCUGGGCCUCCUGCGGCACGUGGACGAGCUCCUGGAGCCGAGGCGGGGCGGGCUGCGCUUCCUCUACUUCCCGCACACCUUCCCGAGCUCCAACGUCCUCGACGGCCUGACCCACGUGGCCGUGGAGUUCGAGGCCUGCCCCCCGGGCGGCCACGCCAUCAACCUCGUGCCGCAGUUCAACGUCGGCCCAUCAACCUCCUUCCCGCUAACUGGACGCUCCGGGUGCGCGGGCCCAACGAGCAUCUGCCGAGGGAUUUGCUGGUGUCAUCGUCGUCGAGUUCCAGGUCUCGGAGCGGGGCCCGCUGGCCGCCCUGCCGCCGUGGCCCCCUGCGGGGGCGGGCGCGGCCGCGCCCCGGCUCCGGGCCACCGCGCUGUCCUCCGCUGA
Prorocentrum cordatum is the source of this 2469-nucleotide messenger RNA. Lineage: Eukaryota; Dinophyceae; Prorocentrales; Prorocentraceae. The record is from the annotation of a GenBank genome assembly.